ACUUGAACUUAAUUCAUUACCGGAGAAUUACGAUGCAAUAAUUUCAUCAAGACAGUUGCCACAUGUGUCUAAAAGCAGUUCCAAUCUGUAAAAUAUGAAGGAAGGCUCAAACUUUCACCAUGGUAACCCAAGGUGAGUUUCAUUGUACAGAAAUACAGAGGAUAAAUAAUAGAUUCCAUUGAAUUCACUCUCUAAGCCUCAUAGGUGGGAGUCUACUGUGUUUUUUUCUAUUCUUAUUCAAAUUUACAAGCAAUUAAUAUGGUGAUUGCAACAUUUUAGCCUUACAGGAAGGAACGUAGAAAGAGCCUUAGAUUGUGACAAUAACAAAUAAGCCGCAGUGGCGAGGAUUAAGCAAAGUAUACACAUAUAAACCAAUAUCAACCAAUACAGCAUGACUAGUGAGAAGAAAUCGGUCUCGGAAGACAGCAACAUGACAGAUUACGCGAAUCUGGCGUUUAAUCCGUACGCUAUUAGCACAGAUGAUUUGACUUUUAGUACAUUUGGUGGUGGUGAGCCGACAAAAAAUGGCAAACCGAUGGAAAAUGGUGGUUUUGAACCUGAAUCUUUUGUUGAAACGAAUCCACACUAUGAGGACACCGCUGAAGUAGUAGAAAAAGCUGGAUUGGGCGGCACAGGCCGUAGGAAGAAAGAAAAUGUCGUCUAUGAGGCUGCCGGUUAUAAGAAAAAACCAAAGAGCGAGAAACGGCCUGAACCACCUAGAAUCCGAGCUUCGAAUUUACCGCCACGUCCAGCUGAAGACUGGAGUGGUAUAGCGAAGAAUACUAAUAAUACAAGAUGGAAGUUACCAUUUCUUAUACUAUGCAUACUUGUUGUGAUCUGUCUCGUUGGCACACCUCUUGGAGUAUUGGCUUAUUUCAAUGAUGAGGAAUGUUCGUGUAAUAAUAACUCACCACAAACACAGCAGCUAACUCAAGGUAAGCGAAGAUGUAGUUUCGUAUAUGGAUCGGCAUAUGUAUAUAUAUUUGAUAAAGAUGAAUGAUUCCUAUAUAUACGUUGUCGAUAUUUAUAAGACUAUAGCAACUACUUAUUUGAGUAUUAUCAAAUGGCUCGAUCAAAGAAAUGAAACAGAAUUUCAAAUCUCACGAUGUCACCUAGCAUUUAACAUUCUUCAAAAAUGUAUCAAUUUGGUACAUAAGUUUAGAAUGAAUCUGCUAUAAUGUAAAAAUUAUACUUUUCAUGAUAGUAAGGAGUAUAGAAGAUUCAUGAAGAACAAAGAGCUUUAUGGGUUUUUUUUGUCAAAAUAUUUUACUUAACCAAAGAAGAGUAACUACAAUGAACGUAAUAACUACUAAUCGAUGACGGGUUUGAUAAUUUCAUGAUAGGAUAAUUUUGUUUCCAGGUAGAUUUUGGCUCAACCAAUUGUUUAUUGGUGAAUCUGACCCUGUAACUCGAGAGUAUGUUUAAUGUGCUCGCAAUUAAAAAAUCAUGCAAUAUGAACAUUAAAUCACAAUGACUUUACUAAUGGAAUGCAAAGAUAUUAAACACUAUAUUACCGUUAACCUGUAAUCUCCUUGACCAUAUUACAUAUAGCUUAUAAUUUACACAAGAAAAAAGAGUUGUGCCAUUCAAUUUAAAUUUCGAUUCAAUCUCUUUAUAACUGAAAGUGAAAUUACCCUAGUCAAUAACUUUUAUGUACAUGGUCACCGCGCGCAGAGGAAAUCAUUAGCUGUACUCAUUCAUAUUCCUUUUCGAUUGUAACUACAUGAUUUUCCGUAUACACAUUUUGUUAAAUAAAAUUUGUUUAAUUGUAAUUGGUUCCGUGGUUCAAAAUCCUACAAGAUCUACAAAAUACAAACACUAUAUGUCUUUGAGCAGCAUCAAUUAUAUGGUAAUAGUAAACUCCAUUAACAAUGCUUGUAUGGAAAUAGCAUAUAAUGAUAUAAAGAAAACGCGACAAUUAUUUCAAAAAUGUCAUUCCCCAACAAAAAACUGAAAGCACACGGAAAAUUAACUGGAUCCUAAUUAGAAAGAUAAUAUGGGUGAAAAAUUUUGGGUGGUAAGAGUUUCUAAUUUCACAAAAAUCUGUAAUAACUUGCAAAAUAUGGACAUCGUCAUGUCCACGUCGUCGAAGUUGCUAGCGACAUUAAAAGUAAUCUGCAUUCAUGCGUUAAAUGAAAGAACUAUUAUUAGGUCAUAUAUAGAAGAUUUUUUCUGAGUGAAUUAAGUUGUCAUUCACAAUUAUUUAGGCUUUUCCGUAUAUAGUAUGAACAUGAAAUUCGUGUUUAACACGAAAUAUAACAAGUAAAUAGGUUAAUUUGUUUGCUCAUUUAAGAAAAAACGCCGAAUGUUUGCUUCGAGUUUAUUAUAAUGACGUAGCUAUAUAAUAUAGGAAGAAAACACUCGACUGUCGCGGCGACCGCCUAAUCUAAAAAUAUUUCGAUAUAAUUCCCCCCUCGGAGUUUAGCUGAUCCUACAUUUCUAUUUUACCAAAAAGUUAGGGGAUGGGAUUUUAUGUUACAGGUCUACAUAAUUACAUACAGACUGACCACAAUAUUAAAACAUGCUUUGCCCUCCUGAAUCUAUUUUGGUGGCGGUCUCGACCAGUCUCGUGCUUAAUAGAAGGCGGUAAACAAACUUACAAGUGCUUGCUUGCUACACUUUUCCGGUUUCAACUCGACAAUACUCAAUAGACAAUACAUGCAAGGCUGAGAGAAAACACGCAAUUAAAAGUUUUUGAUAGGCGAGGGUGGUGUACGUAGACUGUAGUGCAUGCAUAUACAUAUAUUAGACAACUUAUAUGCUGCAUGGUCAGUGCGGAAAAUCCCGAGUUAGGAAUUCGUAUACAAUGCAUGCGAUCGACAAGACGAUAUAGCCUGCGUGCAGCCUGACUUUCCGAUGGAGAAGGGGGGAAAGUCAGGCUGAACGCAUGCGAUCAAUUACUAACGCCCGUAUUCUAAAAGCUCACUCACACUCACACUCAAUGAGUGGAAGUUCAAUCUGAGCUUCUCUCGAGUGUCAAUGCUGUUUUUGAAUAGCUGGAAGGUUAGUGUCGUAUCUUACUAUGCGACUACUCACCCUCCAGCUAUUCAAGAACAGCAUUGACACUCAAGAGAAGCUCAGAUUGAACGUCCACUCAUUGAGUGUGAGUGUGAGUGAGCUUUUAGAAUACAGGCCUCGUCUAUAAUGUACUUUAUCUAUAUCCAUAUACUCUGGACGUCUGGUUUAGUUUUCCUGGUUAACGUAAAAAUAACCCUAUUUGGAUUAACAUUCCCGGUUAAAUUUUGUAGUUAUAUUUCAACGGUUUUCCUACUAAGUUAGUAGAGUCUGGUUCAUUUAAAAUAAAAACUCAAUUUAUACAAUUCUCAUUAAAAACUGAUAAUCAGUCGAUGCAACCAUCUACAAUAUAUAUAAAUUAAUAAUCAAUAAAUAAAGUUUACAUUAUUAUCACUAUAUAUUAUAUAGAGAAUAAUACAUGGGUGCUUGGAAAUACCAGAUUUAUUAACACGAGAAAUAAAUCUGGUAUUUCCAAGCACCCAUGUAUUUUUCUGUUUAUUAUAUAAAGGACAGUCUUUGAAAAGCGAUAAUUUUUACAGAAAAGCAAUAAUUGAAAAGCGAUAAUUUUCACAUGUGAGAUUAUCUUGAAUAAUCUCACAUGUGAGAUUAUCACUUUUAUCAGUGCUCGAAAUCUCUAUAAAGCACUGAUACUUUAUAUAAUAAUAUAUAUAUAAAUAUAUACUCGCAGUCCAUGCCGGCACUUUAUCACUUAUCAGAUAUAAAACACUCGGCUGUCGCUUCGCCUUCGUGUUUCAUGUCUGAUAAAGCACGUACUCCUGCUAGUGUUUUAAAUAUAGUAUAUACUUAAGUUAUAUAAAUUUUAAAUAUUAUACAAUCUAUACAAUCCAAUCUAGGUAAUGUAUAAUAUUCAAUUAAAUCCGAUAAUCAAUAUGAUUUCCAAUAUUUGAAUACACUCAAUAGUGAUUGUGAGGGCGUAUAAUCGUGUAUCGUCAUCUUGCCAGGAUAUACAAUGCACGCAACGCACGUUUUAUCUACCACACCUAAGCAUAGAGUAAAAAUGCAUGCAAGAUGUUUUGUUCUUCGCCCACACAAAUGAGAGAACACUUGAUUACCAAGCAACAGACCUAUGGAAUAGGCCGAGUAUGCUGUAAGCAGUUGAAGUGUUUUGGCAACGGACUCGACCUGUGUUUUAUAUGGCGGAAUGUCUCAUGGUCAGAAGAAAGUUCCUUUAUAUGAAUUGAAAACAAUUAAUACAAUUGGCAAUUAUUUUUUUAGUUAUAUUUAAAUUUGAGUUAUUGGCUAUGGAGGGUAUUGUUUUCUAACAAUUAUAAUGCAGUGCAUUUGAACGAACUUUUAUUUAAUUAAGAGGCAACUUUUUUCAAUGUCACGUAUUCGCAAUGAAAAGUGUUCAAAACCUAAAAUCUUUUUGGCGUUCCUCUCAAAAUUACUUUGUUUUAGCUUUAUUCUCUAGUUUAUAGAGUUAGCUACCUUUUUAAAUGCAUCUUCCGGUUGAGAAACAUAAAAUAAUAGUCAAAAAUUGUCAAUCAAAAUACAAUUAUCAAUCAUGUUGCUUUAAAAUUGACGCCAUAUUUACAGCCAUAUAAGCAAAACUUACUGAACUUCAGACAUCAUUUUCUCUUUGGCGUAUCAUCUAAAAUCUCUUCAUUUUAGCAUUAUUUUACAGAUAAAACACUAAACCGAUACUUUUUAAGUUUGUUUGCCGAUUGAGAAACGUAUCGAAAAAUAAAAAUUUUGAAUUUAUAGUCAUAUUAACCUCAAGUGAUAUAUUAUACGCAUUAGUUUUGAGCGCGUGUUACGUAACAUACAAAAAAAAUCACCACUAUGCUUCUUACGCUAAGUCAAUUAUAAAACCAAACACCAAAAUUUUUUGUGUCACUCCGCACAUAACUUAAAGGUUUGUAGUUGCCCUUAAAUUUCAUCAUUUUUGUUUAGGAGGCAAUUACACAUCUCGACUAAACGAUGUUGAAAAUGAAUUUGCGAAAAACUUUCGAGAGAUAUUUGCUAGACUUGACACGAUGAAUGCGGUUCUGGACGAUCUUCAGAGAACACAACGGAUCCAAGAGGAAAAGGUAUAUGUUGCGAUAUAACAAUUUUCGAGAUAUGGGUGUUUAUAAUUAUUUCUUCUUUUGUUAGAAUACUUAUAAUAAUAAUAAUAAUAAUAAUAAUAAUAAUAAUGGAAACUUUAUUACUUUCAAUAAUAUAUAUAUACACACUACAAUGAUAAACCUCUCUUUACAGGUAGUGUACCAGUGUCUACUUGAAUUAACACUCUACAUAAUAACAAUAUUAGUAUGACAUUAGUUGUGGGUUAUCCCAUUCUUUGUUACGCUUACAGAAUAUAUAAUACGAGGACCUGAUACAUAUGUUAAUAAUUUUCCGAACAUAGUACUUUCUACAUUGUUCAUCAAACUUUAGAUCCUUCAGCAUUUCGGUGAAAUCUAGCGACGGGUGGCUGAAAACUCCUAAUGAGCUAAUCGAUAAAUUUACAAAUUUCACUUUUUCAUAAUUUUUGAGCUGUUCGUUAAUUAGAUCUUGAUAUUUUUGUCUUUUUCGAGUUGCAUAAUAAUAAUAAUAAUAAUAAUAAUAAUAAUAAUAAUAAUAAUAAUAAUAAUAAUAAUAAUAAUAAUAAUAAUAAUAAUAAUAAUAAUAAUAAUAAUAAUAAUAAUAAUAAUAAUAAUAAUAAUAAUAAUAUCAGGAAGCUCCACUAUAUAAUCAGGAAGCUCCACUCACCGAAGUGUUUUUCAGGGAGGUCCUGUAAAGUGUAAAUAACAAUAAUAAUACUAAUAAUACUUGAGUGUAAUAAUAAUAAUAAUUAUAAUAAUUAUAAUAAUACUUGAGUGUAAAUAACUUUAUUAUAUAUAAACUUAAUUUAACUUAUAAUGGUAUGGUAAAACUUUAUUUAAACACGCUAUAGCCUCGAUCAACGUGAGCUGCUUUUCAUGAGGGGCGUCACACAAUAACUAUUUACAAAUUAAAGAAUAUAUGCACAUUAAACUAUAUACAAGUUAAACUAUAUAGAAAAACAAGGAAGCAAAGGAUAAUAGAAAAGGAAUUAUAUAAAAACUUAACAAUUGGUGAGAUCCAAAGGAGGUGUUCAUGCCUGAAGUAUUUUUCUUUUAAACGAAGAAAGGGUUUCAGAAUUUUUUGAAUCCUCAGAAAGAUGAUUCCAUUGCAUGCGGCACCACUAUAUCGAAAAGUUUUCUUUAAAAAUUCACUAUUAGGCUUGGGGGUCUCAAUUCAAAGAAGUACCUUUUAGGUUUCUAGUAAACCUCUAGACCUUACUGUUUAUAUUAUUUUAUGAAAAUACCGACUAUACUCUUGUAAAUCUAUAUGGGCGAAACAAAAAAAACUAAUCGUUGCCUUUUGUGAGCGAAAGUGACACAUCAUAUAGUCAUGCGCGCAAAUAUAUUCCUGAUCCUUGCAUGCUGGUUCCGCAUUCGCAAGAGAGAAGCCUUGCGAUGUAGGCGGAGCGGGGAGGGGGUGGGGGUGGGCGAGUUCUCGAAAGAGAGGGAUUAUUGUUAAGGCGUGGGGGUUGACAACAUGAUAAAAACUUGCAUGGAACAUUCCAGUAUUCAUUUGUGGUUCUAGCACUUAUUCGGUGUUUUUCAAAUGGAAAAAAGAUUUGAAUUUUGAUGUUAAAGCUACAUAAACUAUUUAAUGUUAGGAUCAAAGAGAUCAACUAGUAAUUACUAAAACUAUUAUUGUUGGAAAUAACUAAAAUCCCCUCUCCCGUUCCACUACACCCUAGAACGGCAAAAUAACGACAACGACAAACAAACUCGUUGUAAAAGUUAUUGUAGAGAUGAAACUUGUCGCAUAAUUGUCAACUAAUUCAUUCUUUUACACUAAAUGCAGCGUACCCAAACAAAUGAGACUACGAAUAUGGUACAAAAACAACUGAAGACUGCGAUUCAAACCAUCAACUCAACGUUACAUAUAAAGGUAUUUAAUGUAAAUGCAUGCAUGUAGUUGCAUAUCUUCUUACUUUUGCAAAAAGUUCCCAACUCGUUACAAUAUUCCGAAAGAGGCUUUAUUGAAUAUUGUUUACAGAAUGGGGGUCGGUUGUAUCCACAAUAGAGUUAAAGUUAACUUUAGUUAGUGCGACGGUUAUGCUGACCAAGAAGAUAAUCAAAAUGUAACGAGUGGGGUUUACUGACUGAAGAGUUUUAUACAAUUGCCCAAGGCCAAGUUCGCAACAAAGUUCGAUUUACAGUCUAACAUUAACGAUGGGAAAACCUAUAGUCCUAUACUAUACGAGUUUACUUAGAGUUGUUAAAGUGAUUUACUAUAUUUUUCAUUUAUAGUUACAAAACGUAAACUACAAUGUUUCAUCUUUAAGUAAAGAUAUAGAAGAGGUAAGUGAUGUCAUUUUCACUACACGCAUGCACUCCUCCGUGUUCUAUUAUAGAUCCGGCCAUUCACAUCUAUUGAUUGUUCAGUGGCUUUGUUGCUUAUAAUUAAUUAAAAAAAAACAACAGCACCACCAUGCAUCAACACCACCAACAUCAAUUACACUCUGGUUAACACUCUAUAGUUAAAAUUGCAUCAUGGUUAAAAUUUUCCUGGUUAACAGAGAAACAACCAUAUUUGGUUUAACUUAAAAUUCCUGGUAAAAUGUCUGGGUUAUUUCACUAACCUUUUUUCUACUAUAUUCUAUUAAUAGUUAAUUUGUCCAGAAAACAGAGAACCCUGCAUGGUUAUUUGUCCACCUAUUAACAUAGUCUGGGUAUUUAACAAGAACGUCCUGGUCAAAUAUAGCUGUGGUAGGAAGUGAGAUAAACUAUACCAAGAAAUCAGUUAACCAGGAAUAUUAUAGGUUAACCCAGCAGUAUUAUUUCUAGGUUAAACCAGGAAAUUCUAUCCAGAUUGCUUUUAGACUGAACGAUAACAACAACUGCAACGAUGACGACAGGUUGUAGACAAAUCGAAAAUCAGCCAUUCUACAAAUGUACCCAUAUUUUUAAAAAACUUUCUUCAAACUUUAAAAAUACCACAGAACUUUAUUAUUUUGCAUGGUUUACUAAACUAUAUGAAGUGAUAAAUUUCCACAAUAAUAUAACUAGAAAGACUAUCAGUUCAACCAAUUUCAAUUUAAGUAUCUGUAUGUCACGGGCCAGAAAUGUUCUUCUAUAAAUAGAUAAGUACACUUCGAAAAUCAUUAAUAAUUCAUGAGGAAAACACUUUAUAUGGGAUAGAGAUUUCCCUUGAUUUACAUAAACUUUAACUUUGAUUUUCUGGACUUACACAACCUACUUUUUGAAAAUUACUUCGCCAAUGAAAGUAUACUAGAUCGAUCGUUUUUGAAGCAAUUUAAAACAUUCGCAUGUAGUGCUUAUUUAUCAGCUGACCCUCUCUAUCAGACCUAAAGAUACUCGGAUAUCUGAUAAAACAUUGCUGCUCAUGUCAGUUUUAAAUGGUACUUAAAUAUUUUCAUUUUUUUUCUCUCAUGCAGUUAAGAAACAUCAGCAAACAAAUGGGUCCACGUGGUUUUAAUGGAACACAAGGUCCUCAAGGUCCCCAGGGUUUGUCAGGUCUACAGGGACCCAUGGGAGUACAAGGUGUUGGAAACUUAUCUGCAUGCAUCGUUGAUGAGAAGGUUGUACAUGGUACACUAGCAUUCCAAGGUUUAGGAAAGGUUACAGUUUCUUAUGACAAGAGACCGGUACGUACAACAUUAACAUUCUGUUAGGAAACGUUGAUAAUUAAUAUUUACUUAUAGGGCUGCAUUGAAUCGAGUAAAUAACUAUAGAAAAUAAUAGUUAAUAUUAAUAAAAAUAAUUAUUUGAAUUCUGUUCAAGGACCCGGAUUCAUGGAUUGCCUGGUAUAAAUUCCGGAAACCCGUAGUUUUAAAGGUCCAUUUCCAAUCAGGAAAAUUUUCCGCAGAAAGAAAAUUUUGUAAAAUGUGAUUGACCGACACAAAUUUUUCGUCGCAAAAAAUUUUUGAAGUUGAAAAUUUUCAACUUUUAACAAUGAUGGAAAAUUUUCUUGAGUGGAAAUGGCCUUCAAAUUGUCGUUUAUUAGCCAGUAUAACUCAGGUUAUAAACUUUCGUAUUCACCCAAUUUUUACAAAGGAUAAAAAAUUAGUUUCAGGUGGAUACUGCUAUACUAUAUUUCUGGCCGUCGUGCAUGCAACGUUCAAAACUGCGCUAAACCUGGGUUAAUUAAAAUUUAACUCCUGGUGCUAGUUGUUCAAAGGUGGGUUAGCGCUAAUUAGUAGUGCUGGGUUACUCCUAUCGAUCCACACAAGAUUUCUAAAGAAAUAUUUCCAAAUUUAUAAACAAGCUGUCAGGAAGUUUGCUUUGAAUUUCAGGUUAACCCAGGGUUUGAAGCUAAUCGGCUUUUGAACAACCGGCCCCUGUCGUUUUACUUUCUGUAUUUCUGCACGUCUUUCUAUUUCAAAACUUUAGAAAAUAAAACUUCUAGUCCAGCCUGAUAAGAUUUCUGUAAAAAACAUAUCUCAAGGUUAUAUCUCAAAGUUUGUUUCCGUUACCCGAGGAUUAAACUAAACAGCUUCAAACAACCGGUCCCAAUUGAUCACUUUUAUUUAAUUAACUUAAUUCGAAUUCAUGAAAGGGAAUUUUCCGACGAGUUUAGUCACCGGCUAUCUUCUCUAUACGAUCAAAAUUGACUGAUGCCUGUGAAACAAGCAUGUAUAUAUGUCGAAAGUAAUUCGGUUGGUUUUCUCCCACAGGGAAAGUUGACACAGUUAAUAAAGUAAUAUCACAAUUGUUGUAAAAGAAAAAAUAGUCAAGGCUAAUGAAGCAAUUGGAUGAGCGUAUAAUACUUGAUGUAAAGCGCAUAAUCAGUGAUGUCAAGUAACAAAGUAAAUGUACUUCGUUACUGUACUUGAGUACUAUUUUUGAGAAGUGAGCAUGUAACAAAGUGAACUUUUUCUGGAGUACUUUUACUUGGAACGAAGUCGUUUUAAGAAGUAACGUUUUACUUCGUUAUUUUCAUUUUGUGGCGAAGCAUUUUGUUACUUUCUACUGAAACAUUUGUUUAAUUUUACGUAAUUUAUUCCUGAUUUAUUUUAAUUUUGGGAUAGGUAAUACGACCUCUACAUGCGUCUGGGAUCUCUCGUUUGUGGCUUGCUUAUAAGCAUUAUUUAUUUAAUGGAUUUCUUAUUUCUUCAACGGGGUCUGGAAAGUAGACCAUGCCGUGAAAUAUUGUAUAUUUAUAAUGCGUGCAUGUGCUGUUUUUUUUUUUUUUUCAUCUCAAUCCAUCAAUUAGAUAAUCCCCCCCAUUCUGCAGACAAUAGUACUUUUACUUUGUACUUCAAGUAUUUUUUAAGGAUACUUUGUACUUUUUACUUAAGUACGUUUUGCUUCCAGUACUUUUUACUCUUACCCAAGUCGUUUUAUUGUUAAUUGCUUCUACUUUUACUCGAGUACAAAUUCAAAGUAAUUUAGACACCACUGGAUUUGAUCAUAUCCACAUGUUUCGUAAUGGAUAAAUUAAAAAUUUCUAAAUAUGGUUCUAUUAUUUAGGGCUGGAAGGUCAUGUCGGCCGUUUGUUCAACACGAGUAGAUGCUGGAGCAGUACAUAAUGUUUUAUCAAUAGAAAACAACCAAUAUAAAUGCACAUGCGCUGGGGAGUCAACGUAUUCAUUGUUUAAACCAACUGAAAUUGAUGCUCAAAGCAACAGCAAGAAGGUAGAUUGUGUCAUAAUUUACUGGGAAUGUCCAGAACUCACGUGAUAUUCUGAAAUAUCGUCAAAUUCACGACAAUUCUUCGUUCGCAAGUGACGUCAUUCCAAGUGAUUGGGCGCCAUCUUGGUUUAUUAUAUUCCAUAGUUUAUUUUAGCCAUCAGUGGUUUUAGGAUUUUUAGCCCUUACAUUGAGUGAUGUACAGAAGUAGUUAGACUAAUUAACUAUAGCCCCGUUUAAACUACGCUCGAUUUUUGGUACCGUACCACUUUUUUGGUUCUUGGACUACCUAAAUAGGUAGUCCAAGAACCAAAAAUAUGGUACGGGUACCAAUUUUAUCCGUGCCGUACCAAAAAUUGAGCGUAUAGUGAAAACGGGGCUUAUUUCCUGGUUCGUUUUAUAUAACCAGGAAUGCAGAAAAUAUAAUGCAUUCAUAUUUUGGAAAAAUCGACCAAGAUGGCGCCCUUUGCAAUUCACCUUUGACUUAUUCUACGUGCAAAAUAGCCCACUUGCACCAUGGUCCAAGAUGGCGUCGCUAUUGACGAAAUGGUAUAUAAAAUAAGCGGCAUAAUUUAAUGAAAUUGGAAAUAUAUGCACAGCAGCACAAGGCCCACAAGUCGGCCCAUAUAUCAAAACAAUAGCAACGUCAAUACUCCAAUAGAGUUGUCGUUCUUCAUGUUUAAGCUGCUCCACAGAAGAAAUAUAGAAAAUAUAGAUGCGAUUGCCUACGUCCCCGUUGGAGAAUGAAGAUGAAUAUUUUUUAAAACUGUAAAUUUGUAUAAUUUAUAAUAUCAAAACGUUUAAUCUAAUUAAUAAUACAACAACAAUUAAAUAACAUUAAUGCAUUAACCCAAUAUAAAUAACUGUAGCUCAUUUAAUGAAAAUACUUGUUUGUAGAUGUGUUUCAGGACUACAGUCCUAUGUCAUUUGGUAUAAACUAAAUCAACUUUAUUUAUUGAAUAAAAGAUUUUUACCAC
This is a messenger RNA of Paramuricea clavata, 11620 nucleotides long. The record is from the annotation of a GenBank genome assembly. NCBI's taxonomy places the organism in Eukaryota, Metazoa, Cnidaria, Anthozoa, Malacalcyonacea, Plexauridae.